Andrographis paniculata is the source of this 610-nucleotide messenger RNA. RefSeq lists its product as uncharacterized. The record is from RefSeq and is a predicted model, not a curated record. NCBI's taxonomy places the organism in Eukaryota, Viridiplantae, Streptophyta, Magnoliopsida, Lamiales, Acanthaceae. Bases 93 to 509 code for a protein of 138 amino acids. The transcript has 3 exons.
CGUGCGACGCUUCUGCAAACGAAAGUGCGACUUUGGAUGCUCAAUGUAGCCAGCGAUGGGAAGUACCGCUUUUGUGUUCGCUAACAUAAGCUAUGGCCGGAGAAGGAGAAUCGCGUCAGCCGCCGCCGGCGGAGGCGGAGGCGCAGCUUUUUGGGCUACUAUCUACUCUCCUUGAGCAGGUUGAAUCAUUAACCAAUCAGGAAGAAGUCGAGCUGCGCGCCAAGAUCGAAACUCUGGGUAUGGAAGUCAGGAAGCUCCCUUCCACUUCUGCUAAGCAUCUCAAUGAGAUGGAAAUAGCCAAGGAGUUGGACAAACUAUCAGACAAGCUCGAUGAUGUGGACGAGUUGAUAUCCUCAACCAUGGCCGAAGAUCCACAGGUCAGAACCCUCUUAAGCUCCACCGCAGAUGUCUGGCUGCCAGUUAUUACAGCAACAUCCGAUGAAAGACGCAAUUUCACACCAGUGGUUGAUAAAGGCAGCCACGAAAGCAACGGCCAAGCCUCCGACUAGGAGUCAUUCCAAUAUCCGAGUGUUCAUUUCUUACAUUUGUAAAAAAGAAAUGCUUUAGUAGCACAUAAUUUGCAAUAAUGUGGUUCCAUUUAAACAUGUUA